UUAAACAUCUGGGACAGUUUGGUGAUUGUUUAGUAAUAUUUUUAGUGUUUUAGUGUGUGAGUUUUGAUGGAUGUGUUUGUGUGGCAGCGAGCUGACAGAGGGGUUCUGGGAUCAUCGUCACAGAUGGAGGCUGAGACAGGCGAAGCAGGUGAGACGCUGAGCCUGACGGUCAUCAGGGCUGGUGAUGGUCAGCUGGGCUUCAGCGUGCGAGGAGGAUCUGAACAUGGACUCGGUGUCUUCAUCAGCAGAGUGCAGAAGAACAGCGCCGCAGAGCUGGCGGGGCUGUGUGUCGGUGAUAAGCUGCUGGAGGUGAACGGCGUGAGUCUGGAGAACAUCAGCAUGAGCAGCGCUGUGAAGGUGAUGAUGGGUCACGCUCGCCUCCGUCUGCUCGUCCAGCGGCUGGGACGCGUGCCUGGCCUUCGGUACACUAACGAGAAGACCACCUGGGUGGAUCUGAUCCAUCGGCGGAUGGUGGUGGAGGAAUCGGACGCUCCCGUCUCGGUGUACAGCUCAGAUGGAGCACUGUGCCGGACGGUUCACCUCCAUCUCUCUCAGCACCAGCCCUGUCUGGGGCUCAACAUCCGCGGAGGACGAGAAUACAACCUGGGCAUCUAUAUCUCCAAGCUGGAUCCUGGAGGUCUGGCGGAACAGGGCGGAGUUAAGAUGGGCGAUCAGAUCCUCUCAGCCAAUGGCGUGAGCUUUGAGAACAUUAACCAUUACAGAGCUGUGGAAGUGCUAAAGAGUCAGCCUCAUGUCAUACUGACUAUAAAAGAAACAGGCAGAUAUCCGGCCUACAAAGAAAUGGUGACAGAGCUCAGCUGGAUGAAUAAAACGGGCAGUGAAGCGGUCUGUUCGUCCUCGCAAGGGUCAGAGUCUCACUCGUCCACCUCCUCUCUGUCCUCCGGGACGCCCCUGGGCUCCGUGAGCGGACUCUCUCAAGCCACUCUGCCCGUCAGCUUGCCUUUAGGAGCCAAAAUGUCUGACGCCUGCGGCUCCGCCGAGGCCCAGUUUCAUCCAGAGUCCACUGAUAGUGACGGUCAUGCAGAGCAGCUGCGGACCGUCAGCCGAGGACCCACAGAACUGCUGCAGGACUCUGCGAUCCGGAGCGAAGGAGAGCUGGGACACAGAAGAAGGGAAGGCAGGAAAACAUCUCUGCUCACGGCUUUCAGCAGACCGAGUCCUCCUGUACGCCGAACCCGAAGUCACGUGACCGUGUCAGAAGAGGAAAAGAAACGGACGAGGAAGCAGACCGAAAGAGGAGAAGAGGCAAGCAGUCCGCUGCAGCGCUCCAGAAUGUUCUUCAGUCUGUUUCGAAAGAGAGAUUCCUCGAGAUCCGCUCCAGAUCUCCGUCCGCUCAGAGAGAGCGGUCUGGGUAAUAUUACACAAAUGAGCGCUCUAACUCAGGUGCGAGAGAUGGCCGUCAGAUUGCUGGAGGAUGAAGACGUGGUCGUGCUCAUGGAGAUCUGUGAGCGGUAUCUAUCAGAGCGAGGGCUGAAGACGUUCGUGCAUCCGCUGCUGGCCGUCCUGAACACGCCAGAGAAGCUCCUGCUGCUCCGAGAGAUCAGAUCGCUCGUGUCCUCCGCUGAUCUUCCGCUCUUCAACAGCAUGGUGUCUCCAUUUGAAGAAGGAGCUUACGAUGUUCUGAAGAGUCGCUCAUGCCGAAGUUCUCCCCUCCGCUCUCUCUCCUCAGUCAGGCCACGCCCCCAGCGACACCUCAUCACACCUGUACCAGAUCUGUGCGGUGGAUUUGAGCUUCACGCCACCGAGGAUCUUGAGAGACGGAGUCAGCUUCUGGAAGCUCUGGAGCGCCUGCAUCUGUCCUGCGGUCAGGACCAGAACGAGUCCAGAGGCUUCAGCCCGUUGCUGGACGUUCCUGUGGACACUUUCGCUCAUUCAGACUCGCUGACCUCCUCCGGGACGUCUGGGCUCCUUCCUAACUGGCUGCUGGCGGAGAACACGCGUCCAGACCCUGGUCAAGCUCUCCUGUCAGAGAGCGGACGGUCAGAUGUUCUGUCCACUGUAGUGGAUGCUCCUCGACACAAGAGACCGCUGCUGUCGCAGGUCUUCGGCUCCCUGAAGAAGUCCCACAGUUCAACAGUGUCUCCUGCGGCGGAGAAACACAGCAGUGAAGAGUUUGAGCUCACCACCGUCCACAUCAGCAAAACCAAGCAGUCUCUGGGGAUCAGUAUAUCCGGAGGCUCAGAGUCUCGGGUUCAGCCCGUGGUGAAGAUCGAGAGGAUUUUCCCCGGAGGAGCUGCGUCUGCCAGCGAUGCUCUGCGGGCUGGUUUUGAGCUGGUGUCAGUGGACGGCGUCUCUCUGCAGGCCGUCACUCAUCAGGACGCUGUGGACAUCAUCCGACAGGCCUUCAGUAAUAAGAACAUCAACCCCAUGCAGCUCGUGGUCAAAGUUCCCCGAGAGCCCGGAGUCUCAUGACACACACUGGAACCAGUUUGGGAGGUCCGUCUCCUCCAGUGGAAGCCAGCUCCAAGUGAUUGUCGUUCCAGUCUCUUAUCAAGUCCUCGUGUGAAUACGAGCGAGUCCCGAAGCCUUUGGCUCGUCCGGCCAUGGCCC
Molecule: messenger RNA, 2571 nt
Organism: Puntigrus tetrazona (Sumatra barb)
Lineage: Eukaryota; Metazoa; Chordata; Actinopteri; Cypriniformes; Cyprinidae
Gene: pdzd7b
Product: PDZ domain containing 7b
Exons: 17
Coding region: 67-2433 (788 amino acids)
Biological process (GO): sensory perception of sound; auditory receptor cell stereocilium organization
Cellular component (GO): stereocilia ankle link complex; cilium; stereocilium tip
Molecular function (GO): protein binding
Source: RefSeq, a predicted model, not a curated record